Molecule: messenger RNA, 2507 nt
Organism: Cyprinodon tularosa
Lineage: Eukaryota; Metazoa; Chordata; Actinopteri; Cyprinodontiformes; Cyprinodontidae
Product: group 3 secretory phospholipase A2-like
Exons: 8
Coding region: 156-1667 (503 amino acids)
Biological process (GO): arachidonate secretion; phospholipid metabolic process
Molecular function (GO): A2-type glycerophospholipase activity
Source: RefSeq, a predicted model, not a curated record
CUGAUCUGGGUGUACUGUUAAUCCACCGGAAAUAAAACCCUCCUCCUUCCUCUUCAUAUUUAGAACCGACCUGCAGUCUGCAAUGAAUGAAAACACCUCCUAGAGACCGAAGCAACUCUUUGCUGCAGAGUUAGUGAAGCAGCCGAUGCGCCACUAUGACGUCCAUCCCUGCUCUUCUCGCUCUCAGUCUAACAUCAGCACUCCUCAGCUGCUCAGCCGCACAAUCCUCCAUCCGCUGCAUAUGGACCAAAGUUUCUCCUAACGGCCAAGUCCACGUCAGCUUCCUCCGUGGGGAUCCACUCGGGACCCCCCUGCGCCUGUACCACAGCGUGUGGUCCGGGGAGCGCGCGCUGUCCGGGUGCACCUGGAGCGAUGACGCAGCGCUCAUCCAGAGCUAUGCGUCUCUUUGCCGGGGGCGCACGCUGGGAUUUUCCGACCGUGCGGCUAAAAUAUUUGAUCUGGACUCUUUGCUUGACGCGGAUGAGUGCGUCUCUCUGGCCUCUCCGAGCUUUGAGGGGGAGAAACGGGGGAGACACGUGAGAAGCCUCGGGGAUCAGAGCGAGGAUGAAAGGUCAGAGGUCAGGAUACGCACGCGAGUAAAACGCGGCUUUAUUGUUCCUGGGACUCUGUGGUGCGGCUCAGGCAACAAAGCCCCAUCAUAUGCAGAUUUGGGAGUUUUUUCCGACACGGACAGCUGCUGCAGGGAACACGACCAGUGCAAACACACCAUCCUGUCCUUUCAAUCUGAGUUUGGCGUUUUCAAUAGCAACAUCUUUACCAUGUCUCACUGCGACUGCGAUAACAAGUUUCGCAGCUGUCUGAGGACGGCGAAUGACAGUAUAGCUGAUGUCGUGGGAUAUACCUUCUUCAACCUGUUGAAGAUGCACUGCUUCACCUUUUCACCCCGCCUCCAGUGUGCUGAGAGGAACUGGUUUGGAAUGUGUAAAAAGACUCAGAUGGCGCUUUACGCUGACGUCCAUUCGCCCACGCAGUAUGAGUCGGCACGCUCCGAAGACGAGGGCUGCAUGAACGGCUCCUGCUCUUACAUCAACUCCACUGCACCUGCAGAACUCCAGGAAACAAACGCCUCAGAUCCACGCCUCCUCUCCACCACUGCAGCCACAUCCACGGUCCCUACAGCUUCCUCCGCUCCGUCCAUCACUGAUGGUACAAACUUCUCUGCUGGUAAAGCAUCAAUGGAUGCUAGAGAAAGUGUUACAGAGAACAAUUUACCUGCCAGACAUCGCGCUGGGACUCAGCAGUACUCCAAUUCUACAGAGGAGGAGAGCUCUUGCACUAUAUACAAGGAACUUGAUGAGUGUAAGAACAAGAUUCUACCCCAGCAGAGAAAAUAUGGCCUCCACAACACAGAAACGAAGAUGCUUUAUCACUGCAACUGUACAGCAAAACUGUUCCACACUGUGGCUCAAUGGAGACAGCUGAGCAAAGAGCAUGUUCUUCUGCUUAGACAUGUGGCUAAAUCCUGCUUCCUGCCACAGGACUGCGCAGCAGGCAGCAACUGCACCGCAGUCCUGGUGAAAGCAGAACCUCCUCAGCUGCUUCAGAGGAAUGUCGCACAAGUGGAACAACAGCGCCAUCUACAGAUCGUGAAGCAGAAGGAUCUUCAAAUUCUGGACCAAAACUGGCUCCUCUUUGGAACCAAUUAAAGCAAACCCACAACAUGAUGCUGCCACCACCUUAUUUUUCUCAGCUCCUCAUGUUCUUUCUGAGAUGCUCUGGAUAGUCUUUUUUUUUUUUUUUUUUACACUUUAAGGUAGCAUUAGUUAAAUUUGUCUUCUUCUGAUUUAUCAGGCAACCUCUCAUCUCACAGGGUUUUGGAAAGCUUUAUCCAGGUUUUGAUGGGUUCUUUAUUUAUAACUUUUUUUGGCUCCUUAACCUUAGUAUAUAAAGAAUACAUGACAUUUCCUUCAACCAGUUCUUUUUGAACAUUUCCUGCAACUCCUUCAGUGUUGCUAAUGCCCUGUUUUUUUAAAAGCACCAUGGUAGAGUAGUCUUCUACUGUUUUACAGUAAGAUACUUUUAAAUCUAUCAGUAAACUAUGGCUUCAGCUAAAUGAUGCAAAUGACAAGAGAAAAACCUGCAAAGGCUCCUAAACUGAAGACUAACAGCUGAAACCGGGUCAGGGAUGCUUUAGUAACAUAAUAAUGUAUGGAUGGACAUGUCUGCGAACUGGGGAUUUUACUCAUAAAUUUGUUUGUUGUUCAGUUACAGUAGAAAAUGUCAUAUUAUUGUAAAAAAAAAAGGUUUGGAAAUAAUUAAUCAUGCUUUAAUUACAUCAGAAAUGUGUUGCUCACCUCUGUAGAGCCACUAUGUCUGUCAUCCAGCCCUGAAGCACACGAUGGACGUCUCUGUAUGCAACAUGUUGUUUAAAACUGAUGUACAUUUUGUUUUUGGUGGAGCAGUUAACUAGGGAGAAAAAUGUAAAUACCUGUACAUAGAAAAAUAAAUACUUAUGUUGAAAACUCUUCAUUCAAGGUUUUUAUGUA